CUCUCAAUGUGUAAGUCUAAAAAUAGUCAUGUGUGAUCUUGUUUGAUUUGUCUUAACAUAUAGAUUAUUAAUAUAUAAUUUUUAUAAUUUUUUAAUAUACAAAUUACAGGAUAAAAUGGAUUAAAAAAGUGCAUUGAAUGGUGUGCAAAAAUGAAAGUGGACAAAUAUAGAGGGCCGGAGAUUAUAUAAUAUUAUGGUACAAUCUUGAAUUCUCGAUGGACUCUAUCAAACAUAAAAGGAGUGGGGGCCAUCGUACCCCAUACUUUGAAAUUGCAUCCGCCGACCCCCUCUGUCCUUAUUGCCUAGCGUUCAUUCUCUACAGCUAUGCUUCUUCAUCUGCGUUUCUUUACACUGGUUCUGAAAGUUAAUUAUUAGCGAGGGAUAAAUAAAUAAAUAAAUUCUAUUGGAGUCAAAUAAUUAAUACUGUAAUAGCAUAUGAUUCCCCCGGCGGGUGAGACCCAUCAUAUUGAAUUGGGACUUCCCAAUGGGCGGAAAGAGUCUGAGCUUCUCCCAAGUGGUUCGGGUGAUCCCAGAGGCGACGACACAAAGAUUAAUUCUUAUGGCUCAAAGGAGACCAAUGACAUUGAUGGGAGCUAAGAGAGAAACCAAUAAUAACAAUGGUGUAGAGGGUGCAAGGAGUAUCCAGAUUGAGGCUUCUUCCAGGACAAACAGUGCUAGGAAAAUCUCAAUCUUGCCUCUGGUUUUCAUCAUCUUCUAUGAAGUAUCCGGGGGCCCGUUCGGCACCGAGGAUAGCGUGGGUGCAGCGGGCCCCCUUCUCUCACUCCUCGGGCUGUUACUGUUCCCGAUUGUUUGGAGCGUGCCCGAGGCGUUGAUAACCUCCGAAAUGGGGACCAUGUUCCCGGAAAACGGUGGCUAUGUGGUUUGGGUUUCAUCUGCAUUUGGCCAAUUCUGGGGGUUUCAGCAAGGGUGGAUGAAGUGGCUAAGUGGAGUCAUUGACAAUGCUCUUUACCCUGUCUUGUUUCUUGAUUAUCUCAAAUCUGAGAUCCCUGCUUUGGGUGGUGGCUUCCCAAGAGUAGGGGCAGUUUUGGGUUUGACUCUCAUCCUCACUUAUGCCAACUAUAGGGGUUUAACAACCGUGGGGUUCGUCGCGGUUUUGCUCGGAAUCUUUUCGCUCCUCCCCUUUCUUGUCAUGGGGCUCAUCUCGAUCCCGAAGAUCGAGCCGAGGAGGUGGUUGGUGGGUGCUGAUUUCCACAAUGUGGAUUGGAACUUGUAUCUCAACACGCUCUUCUGGAACCUCAACUACUGGGACUCGAUCAGCACGCUCGCCGGGGAAGUAGAGAACCCGAAGAAGAUCCUCCCGAGGGCAUUGUUUUACGCGUUGCUUUUGGUCGUCGCCGCGUACCUCUUCCCGAUGCUGACCGCCACGGGGGCGGUCCCGCUUCACCGCGACAAGUGGAGCGAUGGGUACUACUCGGAAAUCGCGAUGAUUCUCGGCGGGAAGUGGCUAAGGUGGUGGGUCGAGGGGGCCGCAGCGGUGUCGAAUCUCGGGAUGUUCGUGGCCGAGAUGAGCGGGGACUCGUUCCAACUUCUCGGGAUGGCGGAGCGGGGGAUGCUUCCGGAGGUCUUCGCGCGGAAGUCCCGACACGGGACCCCGCCGGUCGGGAUCCUCUUCUCGGCGUCGGGCGUGGUCAUACUCUCGUGGCUCAGCUUCCAAGAGAUUAUAGCAGCAGAGAACUUUCUCUACUGCUUUGGAAUGCUCUUAGAGUUUGCGGCUUUCGUCAGGCUGCGGAUCAAGCAGCCCGACGCGGCUCGCCCGUACAAGAUACCGGUGGGUACAGUCGGAGCAAUCGCAAUCUGCAUUCCCCCGACCGUGCUCCUCUGCGCCGUGUUGGCGUUUUCUUCGCUUAAAGUUGCAGGUGUAAGCAUUGUUGCAGCUUCCAUUGGGCUGGCAUUGCAACCAUGUCUAAAGCAUGUUGAGAAGAAGAAAUGGUUGAAGUUCUCAACCAAUUUGGACCUUCCUGAUAUUGAUCAAACCACAAGCCACCACACUACUACUACUUCCUCAGCCUGAAUGUCAGCUAGCUUCUCUGUUGAUUUCAUGCAGCAAGAUAUCUAAGUUGUGAACUAUAGACAUUUGGGUAAAUAAAAUAAAAGAAUAUUU
Molecule: messenger RNA, 2122 nt
Organism: Cuscuta campestris
Lineage: Eukaryota; Viridiplantae; Streptophyta; Magnoliopsida; Solanales; Convolvulaceae
Source: the annotation of a GenBank genome assembly